CAAGCGAGCAUCCGAGCCUCCUCCGCCCAAUCACCCACCAUGGACAGCCUCCAAGAAAAAGUGGCUUCGGACGCGCUUGCCUGAGAAUUCCGCACAAAAGAGGCGCUCAAAAUGAAGACCCUGAUGCACCAUGGUCUGGCAGUGUGUUUAGUGCUUACUACCAUGUGCACCAGCUUGUUGCUCGUGUACAGCAGCCUGGGCAGCCAGAAGGAGCGGCCCCCGCAGCAGCAGCGGCAGCAGCAGCAGCAGCAGACGAUGACUGCCAGCAGCGCACAGCCAGUGGAGAGCAGUCCCCAGCCACGGAGAGCCGCCCCCGCUGGACCCCGGCAGCUGGAUGGAUACCUCGGUGUAGCCGAUCACAAGGUGACAGCUUGUGCGCCAUCCUACCUGCCCUGCCGCUCGGGCUGA
Messenger RNA from Phodopus roborovskii (desert hamster), 408 nucleotides. Its product is annotated as alpha-N-acetylgalactosaminide alpha-2,6-sialyltransferase 5-like. The transcript has 2 exons. NCBI's taxonomy places the organism in Eukaryota, Metazoa, Chordata, Mammalia, Rodentia, Cricetidae. The record is from RefSeq and is a predicted model, not a curated record. The coding region runs from base 112 to 408 and encodes 98 amino acids.